GCGGUGUGAAGCUGCAGCUGCUCUGCGAUCCUCCAUCAACCCGAGAGAAGCAGCAGCCCUGGAGGCUGUUUGGAGCUGGAAUCCUUCAGCUGCUUCCAGCAGCAACAAUGAGUUCACUCCAGGCUCUGAGAGAGUUUAUCAGCGGCAGACUGACUGCUGCUGCGGGACAAAUCUUCACCGACUUCCAACAAACUCUGCUCCAGUACGAGGAGGACAGACUGCUGGAGACCGAGUCCCGCACGGCAGACGUCCAUCAGCAGAAUGUCUGUAAGGAGGAGCAGCUCUGUGAGCAGGAGACCAACUCCAGGCUGAUCCAGGAGCAUCAGGACCCUCCAGCCAUCAAAGAGGAACCAGAGCCGCUUGAGAUUGAAGAACCGGACAUUCCACAGAUUAAAGACGAACUGGAGCUCCCUGAGCACCAUCAGGAGGGAGCAGAGCCUCCGUGGAUCCACCAGGACCUGGAGGAAGCAGACAGUGAGAGGUUCUGUCCCAGCUCAGUCAGACAGUCCAUCAGCCAGAGACUCACUGCUGCGGCUGAAGACAUCGCCGCCAUGUUGGAACAAACCUUCUGUCAGUUCCAGAAGAAGAUCCCUCCUCAGAGCGGACCGCUGGACGCCACUGUCAGUCCUCAUGUGAAGCUAGAGAAGACAGGCCUUCAUGAAAUGACCUGCGAUGAAGAGGAGGAGGAGGAGCAGAGGAACCUGGAAUCUGGCUGCCGGGAAGAGGAACUGUGCAGCAGUCCGGACGGGAGACCGUUUUCUCCGACACGCCACACAGAUUCAUUCACUGAGGCUUCCAGUGAAGGUGGCGCGUCGGAUGAAGAGCAGCUGGUGGACCUCCGGUCAGCGGCGGGGGAGGGGCAGGACCGGGUCCGGUGUGGAGGCCCUGGAACCAGACCGAGCAGGAAGAGGAGUCACGGCGCAGACGAGGACCGGCGCCGCCUGGCGGAGGAGCCGCGUCCCUUCAUGGCUCCUCACUUGUGGACUCGCUCGGGUGAGAAGCUGUUUCCGUGUCAAAUGUGUGAAAAAAGCUUCACCAGCAACAGUGGCUUGCUGCGCCACGUGAGAACUCACACGGGCGAGAAGCCAUUUCCCUGUGAAAUAUGCCACAAAAGUUUCAGCCAGCAGAGCCAUAUGUUGACCCACAUGAGAAUCCACUCCGGUGUGAGGCCGUACUCCUGCGAGUUGUGUGGUAAGAGCUACAUGAGGAACACGUCGCUGUCGUACCACGUUAGAACUCACACAGGUGAGGAUCUGCACUCCUGUCAGACCUGCGGGAAGCGGUUCACUCUGCGGAGCAGGUUGCUGGUCCACAGCAGAACUCACACGAAGACCAACUUGGCGGUCCGCAUUAAGACUCGCGCAGAUGAGAGGCCUUUGAUCUGCAGCAGCUGCGGCAGACGAUUCCUCACCUCCUCAGACCUGAACAGACACGUGAGCUCGUCUCACCGGCAGCGCCGGCCCUGCUUCUGCAAGGUCUGCGGGAAGCACUUCAAGCACCGCGUGGCCCUGUGCGGCCACAUGAGGAUUCACAAGCUGGAGAAGUCUCACACGUGCGCCGCCUGUGGGGAAAGCUUCAGCUCCGACUUCGUCUUUUCGCAACACAUGAGAAGCCACGCGGGUGAGAAUCCCUUCUCCUGCGAGACGUGCGGGAAAGUUUUCAGGUACAAGAGCGCUCUGCUGCGCCACAUGCGAAUCCACACGGGCGAGAAGCCGUUCUCCUGCGAGCGGUGUGGCAGGGCCUUCACCCAGCAGAGCCACCUGCUGUACCACAUGAGGUCUCACACGGGCGGGAAGCCGUACGCCUGCCAGGCCUGCGGGAAGGGCUUCAUUUACAAGUUUCUUUUGCGGGACCACAUGGGAACCCACACGGGCGAGAAUCCCUUCUCCUGUGAAACGUGCGGCAAAGGCUUCAGGUACCGGAGCGCUCUGCUGCGCCACAUGCGGAUCCACACCGGCGAGAAGCCGUUCUCGUGUGAGCGGUGCGGGAAGAGCUUCACUCAGCAGGGUCACCUGCUGUCGCACAUGCGGUCUCACACAGGCGGGAAGCCGUACGCCUGCGGCACCUGCGGGAAGACUUUUGUUUACAAGUUCACCUUGAGGGAUCACAUGGAAACGCACGCAGGUGAGAACACCCGUCUCCCUGAGGAACGGGUUCGUACGGGAAGUCGCAGAUGAGAAGCCACACUUUUCACUUUCUCUGAAGUUCUUGUGAAACCUGGAGGAUCAGAAGUUUAUCCUCAUCAGAACUCAAGUUGUGCGAAGUACUUGAAACUUUGUGAGGUUCAGGAAGUCAUAACUCAAAAGUUAAGUGACAUUUCAGAGUGGAACAGCUCGAACAUGCGGGAGGUGUGACUGAUAUUUGCAAUAAACCAGUACGGAAACACUUCCUGACUCACUUGUGGUAAGACGUGACGUGAAUUAGCCAAUCAAUGAUGACUUCUCAUUUAAAAGCCACCUGUUUUUUUUGAUUGCUUAGAAAAGAAUCAGUGAGGCGAACAAGACAAAACGGCACACUGGAGAAACCUUCACCUGCGAAGAACUAACAGUGUAAGGAUUCCAGAAACUGAAAGGUGUUCAGCGUCGAAGAGGGUAACUUUACAUUCUGGGGUGGGAAGAAUGAGGAACUGGACUUUGAAACAUUAAUACUUUAUUGAAUGAAAAGAUAUUUAAGACAGGAAAAAAAACGUUAAAAAGAGGAAACAAACUUUUAAAACCACUGGGAAUCCUCAGUUCUUGCAGCGAAGCGGCAGUUUGGAUCUUGGACUUUGUUCAGGGGCGAGGAUCUUGCCGUCUUUCUUCGCGCCUUUUUUCUUCUGGAACAGAGAGCCCAUUAUGUUGGUCGGUCCUUCCUGUCCAGUAACCUGACAGUAGCGUCAGUCCCACGUAGGGUCAACAGACUCAAGAACAGUUUCUUCCCUCGAGCCAUUACCAUCUUGAACUGACAUGUUUUUUUGCGGGCGACGUGCAAUGAUAGAUUUCUAUUUGAAGUAUUUAUUAUUUUAUUUUGUACUAAGCGCUACUCAUGCACUGCUGGAGAUGCUUGUAAUCUCACUGUACUUGUAUAAUGACAAAUAAAGCCAUUCAUUCAUUCA
Salarias fasciatus (jewelled blenny) is the source of this 3094-nucleotide messenger RNA. RefSeq names its product zinc finger protein 883-like. NCBI's taxonomy places the organism in Eukaryota, Metazoa, Chordata, Actinopteri, Blenniiformes, Blenniidae. Gene Ontology annotation, cellular component: nucleus. Bases 108 to 2177 code for a protein of 689 amino acids. The transcript is spliced from 3 exons. Gene Ontology annotation, molecular function: DNA-binding transcription factor activity, RNA polymerase II-specific; RNA polymerase II transcription regulatory region sequence-specific DNA binding. The record is from RefSeq and is a predicted model, not a curated record. Gene Ontology annotation, biological process: regulation of transcription by RNA polymerase II.